Acipenser ruthenus (sterlet) is the source of this 2211-nucleotide messenger RNA. Its product is annotated as tripartite motif-containing protein 16-like. NCBI's taxonomy places the organism in Eukaryota, Metazoa, Chordata, Actinopteri, Acipenseriformes, Acipenseridae. Gene Ontology annotation, molecular function: protein binding; zinc ion binding. The record is from RefSeq and is a predicted model, not a curated record. Bases 72 to 1808 code for a protein of 578 amino acids. The transcript is spliced from 7 exons.
CACAAUUCCAGGAAAUCAGCACAGUUUCAUUUCUUGUGAAAUCGUCAGUCUCUCUGUCUCACUGCAGCAAGAUGGCUUCAAAAGUAUGGUCAGAGGAUCGGUUCAGCUGUCCAGUAUGUCUGGAGCUAUUGAAGGACCCAGUCGCUAUUCCAUGUGGACACAGUUACUGUAUGGGGUGUAUUAAGAACUGCUGGGAUCAGACUGAUCAUACAGGUGUCUACAGCUGCCCCCAGUGCAGAGAGACCUUUACCCCAAGGCCUGAUCUGUGCAGAAACACCAUGCUGGCUGAAGUUGUGGAGGAAUUAAAGAAGACAGGACUCAAUCCUCCUCCUGCUCAAAGUUAUGCUGGACCUGGAGAUGUGCCGUGUGAUUUCUGCACUGGGAGAAAGUUCAAAGCUGUGAAAUCCUGUUUGACGUGCCUGGCCUCUUACUGUGAAACACACGUCAAGCCACACUAUGAGGGGGCUGCUUUCAAGAGGCACAAGCUGAUCAAUGCAAUUGGAGAUCUGGAGCAGAAGCUUUGUGCUGAACACCAACGAGUUUUAGAGGUCUUCUGUCGAACAGAUCAGACGUGUAUUUGCUGGUUGUGUACAGACAGGGAACACAAGAGCCAUAAUACAGUCUCAGCUGAGACAGAAAGGACUGGGAAACAGAAACAGCUGGGAGAGACACAGACAGAAAUACAACAGAGAAUCCAGGAGAGACUGAAAGAAACUGAUGAGAUGAAAAAGGCUGUGGAGUCACUGAAAAGAUCUGCAUGCAUAGAAAUAAAGGAAAGUGAGAAGAUCUUUACUGAGCUGAUCCGAUCCAUUGAGAAGAUCCACACUGAGGUUAUUGAGCUGAUUGGAGCUAACGAGAAGGCUGCAGUGAAUCAGGCUGAAGGACGCAUGAAGAAACUGGAGCAGGAGAUUGCUGAGCUAAGGAGGAGAAACGCUGAGCUGAAACAGCUUUCAGAGACAGAGGAUCACAUCCAUUUUCUAAAGAAUUUCCAGUCUCUCUGUGCCCCUCCUGAAGCUGGAGACUUACCCAGCGUUACUGUCAAUACAGACAUCUCUUUUGGGGCUGUGAGGAAAGCUGUAUCUGAACUUAAAGACCAUAUUGAGGACUUCUGCAAGGGGGAAUUAGUCAAAAUAACCAAAACAGUGAAUAAAGUUGCAGUUUACAGUCUGCAGGCUCCAGCGCCAAGGAACAGAGCUGAGUUUUUAAAAUUGAAUAAAGUUGCAGAUUACAGACUGCAGGCUCCAGAGCCAAGGAACAGAGCUGAGUUUUUAAAAUAUUCCUGUCAGCUCACACUGGACCCCAACACAGCGAAUAGAAACCUCUGUCUGUCUGAAGGGAACAGAAAGGUGACAUGGAGGAGAGAGACCCAGAGAUAUCCUGAUCACUCAGAGAGAUUUGAGAGCCAGCCCCAAGUGCUUUGCAGAGAGGGUUUGUCUGGGACUCGCUGUUACUGGGAGAUUGAGUGCAGUGGGGGAGGGGCUGAUAUAGGAGUCACAUAUAAAGGAAUCAGCAGGAAAGGAGGGGAUCGUUCCUGUGGCCUUGGAUUCAAUGACAAGUCCUGGAGUGUGUACUGCUCUGAUUCCAGUUACACUGCCCGGCACAAUAACAAUGAAACUGCAAUAACUGCCCCCCGCUACCCAAGAAUAGGAGUGUAUCUGGACUUUAAUGCCGGCACGCUGUCCUUUUAUGGCGUCUCUGACACAAUGACCCUCCUGCACAGAUUCCAAACCACAUUCACUGAGCCGCUCUAUCCUGGGUUUUGGGUUUGGGGUUCUGAUUCCUCUGUAACAAUCUGCCAGCUGAACUAGACUGUUUUGUGUUGUAAGAAACCCUUUGUAUUGAACUCCCUGUCUGUCCUCUCCACUCCUCGGGUGAAGGGAAUGUUCAAUCUGACACAACUUUGGAUGAAAGUUAGGGGGUAAAACGGCGCCACCUGCAGAGCGAAACGAGGGGAAUUAUUUGUUUUUAGCAACAAAUGGAUUUCAUACGAAAUAACUGUAUUUAAUUUAUUUUUUUAAGAAUUGUUAUGUUUUAUAUAUAUUUUAGAAAAUGGCAUUCAAUACUCAGUGCUGUAACAGUUUUUUAAAAAAAGUGAACUUAAGUUUGCUUUAUUGUGUGUGUGUUUUUGUUGUUUGAUUUCCAUAAAAUGUUUAAUAUUUCAGAUUUUAGUAAUGUGAUUUAAUAAAGAAAAAAAGUGAUUAACUAAAUUUU